Molecule: messenger RNA, 1482 nt
Organism: Castor canadensis (American beaver)
Lineage: Eukaryota; Metazoa; Chordata; Mammalia; Rodentia; Castoridae
Source: RefSeq, a predicted model, not a curated record
AUGGACGUGCAGGAGGGGACAGGGCAGGGUCCUGUCCCCGUGCGGCGACCUGCGUCCAGGGUCGGAGCCCCUCUGUCCCUCCGCACCGCGCGGUGCCGGCGGAGGUGGCGGGAGGUUCCCGAGUGGCCGCGGGGUCCGUGCGGGAGGAGUGGGGUCCUUGGGGUCCCCUGUCCCCCAUCUCACGCAGACCCUGAGCGCCUCGAGUUUCCUGAUGGUGGAAGCGGCGUCUCCACUCCUGGUGCUGGGAUCGAACCCGGGACCUCGCACGUGUUAGGCCAGCUCUCACUACUGACCCACAUGCUCAGCCUUCUCAUCAUCUCCGUACUGGAGUCAGUGACCUUUGAGGAUGUAGCUGUGAAAUUCACCCUGGAGGAGUGGGCUCUGCUGGAUGCUUCCCAAAAGAAGCUCUACAAAGAUGUGAUGCAGGAAACCUUCAGGAACCUGGCUGCUGAACAAAACCAGAACCCUAACAUUCAAGGGGACUACAAAAGCUUCAGGAGAAUCCUAAGAGGUGAAGUCAUUGAAAGACUCUGUGAAGAAGAAUUUAGUCAAUGGGGAGAAAUCAAGUGGAUCCCAGAUGCUAUUGUAAACAAAAAAACUUCUUCUGAAGUAAAACCGAGUAACAUUCGUGUGUGUGAAGUCCUCCUGGAUCAUGCGUCUAUCCAUAAACCCAUUGGUGUUCAAAAUGGGCACAAACCUUACGAAUAUCUGGACUCUGGAAAAAAGCUGUAUAAAUGUAGGUCAUAUGGAAAAGCCUUCAGUAAUCAAAAAUGCUUUGUGAAACAUGAACAAGUUCACAUUCAAGAGAAGCCCAGUGUGUGUAAGCAGGGCGGUAAAUCUCACAAUUUCCCUAGUGUGCUUUUCAUCCAUGAAAGGGCUCACUCUGUUGAAGAUGCCUAUUUAGGUGAGACACAUGGAGAAGCCUUUUCCUCGAGUAAGAUUCAAAUACAAGAACAAACGCACACUGGAGAGAAACCCUAUGCUGAUCAGCGAUGUGGGAAAACUGUCAUUCAAUCUAGUAAACUUCAUGAACAUGAAAGGAUUAAUACUGUAACAAAACCCUAUGUGUGUAAGCACUGUGGGAAAGCCUUGUCCUCUAGUACUUCCCUUAGAGAUCAUGAAAAGACUCACAGAGGAGAGAAACCCUGUGUGUGCAAGUACUGUGGGAAAUCCUGCAUUAGAUACAGUCAUCUUCACCCACACGAAAGAACUCAUACCGGGGAGAAACCCUAUAUUUGUACUACAUGUGGGAAAGCCUUCUGUGCUCUCUCUUCCUUUCGAUACCAUGUUCACCAACAUGAAAUAAUACACACUGGAGAGAAACCCUGUUCAUGUGAGCAGUGUGGGAAAGCCUUCACUCAAUUCAGUGGGCUUUACCAACAUGGGCGAGUUUACACUGCAGAGAAACCAAUAUAUGUAAGAAAUGUGGAAAAGCCUUCUCCUUUCUUCCUUCCCUUCGAAAUCAUGAAAGAAUCCAGUUGA